Ziziphus jujuba (common jujube) is the source of this 2646-nucleotide messenger RNA. RefSeq lists its product as uncharacterized. NCBI's taxonomy places the organism in Eukaryota, Viridiplantae, Streptophyta, Magnoliopsida, Rosales, Rhamnaceae. The coding region runs from base 427 to 2406 and encodes 659 amino acids. The transcript is spliced from 9 exons. Gene Ontology annotation, molecular function: protein binding. The record is from RefSeq and is a predicted model, not a curated record.
AGCUUAUCCAGCCAUUAAUGUUACUCAAAACUAUGCUAAUAUUUAAGAAGGGUCUUUUCCAAUUUUUUCAAUUUUCGUUUUAAAUAAGAAAAAGAUUAAUAAUAUGGAAAAAAAAAAAAAAAAGAAGAAAAAAAAUUGUUCUUUUCACCACACCCUUCUGUUGUUGUUGGUUGCCACAGUGAUUUGGACUUGAAAGCGCCCAUCUUUUCAUGUCUAUUGACACUGAUAGUUGAUACAUCACUUGGCUUGUUCAUGUCGUCUUUUGACCCUUUAUUUCUCUUCUUCCUCUGCUCUUCAUUUUUGUCAAACAAAGCGUUGAAGUAAUCUCUACUAUAACCAACAAAGCUCUUGGACCCUAAGAGAGAGAAAAAAGAGAAGAAGAAAAAACUAAAAAAGACUGAGAAAGAGACUAAGAGAGAGUUUUCAAUGGGGUCUUUGGGAGUUCGAGCAGCAGAGAAGAAGGCAAUGUGGCUCUACCCUAAGGUUAUGGGAUUUAAUCCUUCUGAGAGAUGGGGUCAUUCUACGUGCUAUUCUCAAGGGAUUCUCUAUGUCUUUGGGGGAUGUUGUGGGGGUUUGCAUUUCAGCGAUGUUCUUCUGCUAAACCUCGAGAUGAUGGUUUGGAAUGCUAUUAUAUCAACAGGCCAAGGGCCUGGUCCAAGAGACAGUCACAGUGCUGUUGUAGUGGGGCAUAGAAUGAUUGUGUUUGGAGGUACAAAUGGAUCAAAGAAAGUGAAUGAUCUCCAUAUAUUAGAUCUUGGAACCAAAGAAUGGACUAAACCUGAGUGUAAAGGGACUCCUCCUUCACCGCGAGAAAGUCACACCGCCACGCUUGUUGGUGAUGAGAAAUUAGUGGUGUUUGGGGGUAGUGGAGAAGGUGAAGCAAAUUAUUUGAAUGAUUUGCAUAUUCUAGAUCUCAAAACCAUGAGAUGGAGUUCACCUGAGGUGAAGGGUGAUAUACCUGUCCCAAGAGACAGUCAUAGUGCUGUUGCAAUAGGGAACAAGCUCUUUGUGUAUGGUGGGGAUUGUGGUGAUAGGUAUCAUGGCGAUGUUGAUAUGCUUGAUGUGGACACACUGACUUGGUCAAGGUUGGCAGUUCAAGGAUCUUCACCUGGUGUUAGGGCAGGUCAUGCAGCUGUGAAUAUUGGAACGAAGGUUUAUGUCAUUGGAGGUGUUGGAGACAAGCAUUACUACAAUGAUGUUUGGAUCUUAGAUGUAGGCACUUGCUCAUGGACCCAGCUAGUUACACGCGGCCAGCAGCCACAAGGCCGGUUCUCUCACACAGCAGUUGUUACAGACUCAGACAUUGACAUCUAUGGAGGGUGUGGGGAGGAUGAACGUCCUCUCAAUGAGUUGUUGGUGUUGCAGUUAGGGGCAGAGCAUCCAAAUGGUCGUUACAACAUUUCCAUGUGCAAAAUCUUCGGAAACCAUUGGAAUCAAGACAAGAGAAGGUGCUCAAGAGGAGCAGAAAAUAACAUGAAAACAAUGCUUAUGGGGAAUAAUAUCGUAUUGCAAGAGAGAGCCUAUGAACUGGAGCCAGAAACCAAGCGAACUUUUCAGUUCAAUUCUGAUACUUUACAUCCGAAGAGGAGAAGAACUAGCACUGUAAAAGUAUGGGAUGUUGACUCAGAACAAGAGGAGCAUUCUCUUUCACUCUCCCAGCACUCAUCUCCCUCGUUAUCAGAUCAAGAACAGACAGCAACUCAAAAAGCAGCUGAUUCAGCUGCAGGUUCUCAAGGAUUCCAUUUGUUUAAGCAUCUAAGUGAGAUACCAAGCAAUUCCCAGUCUCAGAAUAUUCCAAGUAAACAGAAGGACUUUGGGAAUGCUGUCCAAAGAACUCCAAAGGAUAUUCAUCUUUUAGGAGAAAUUCAAACCCAACCAAGACAAGAACAGUUUCUUCAUGCUCACAUUGGUAGAAAUAAUAUGCAAUUCCCAGCUGUAGAUCAGAAGCCCUUGGAGGCAGGGCCUAUUCAAAAUUUGAUUGGCGCUGAGGUUCGAGGCAAAGUUGAUGGAGCAUUUGACUCCGGAUUCCUAAUGACUGCGACUGUUAAUGGAAAGCUAUUCAGAGGGGUUUUAUUUCCGCCUGGACCAGGAGCCAUCCCAAGAGGACCAGGGUCAAUUCUUUCACACAACUCUUCUUCUCUAACAAGCAGCCAAGUACCUGUAGCUAUAGCUCAACCAUUGCCAAACUCAAGUCACUCAGAACCACCCUACAAGCUCUCCCAUCAACCAAUAAAGAACUCCAUACCAGGUUCUGGACAGAGUUUCCGACAAGCUCAAGUGGGUCGGCCAUUUCCUAUCAUUAGAGCCACUUCAUCAUCUUUACCGAAAGAGCCAAGCCUUAGAAGCGAUCUUCAAGGUGUGGUUCUAACACUAGGUGGACCUGGAAGUAGCAAGAGUGGAUCCUAAAUGGCUUCAUGUUCGAGAUCAAUGGAAAAUGUUCAUCAUCUUCUGAUAAAAUUUUGUACAUUUUUGGAGUAGAUAACGUAUUUUUUUGUUUUUUGUGUUUUGGUUGUGCGUUUUGUCAUUAUCAGGCUUGCAAAGAGGUUAGGUAAAUUAGGUGGUCCAAUGGUUUUCAUGAUCUUUGUGUAUGUAUCGGCCGGUAUGUAUGCUACUGUCAAUGAAAUAUCAAGAGAGCCUUAUCUGUCA